ACAGUAUUCAGAAACAAAAAAAAAAAAAACAUCUUCAUCUUGAUGGUAACUUAGACAAUAAUUUCUCCGAACUUGCUGCAAAAACUUUAGUUACGCGCUUACUAAAGUGAUGACCAGAAGCUCCUAUUUAUGACGAUUCUGAAAAUGCGAGAGUGUGGAAGGUGUGAGUGAGAGGCAUAGCAUGGAAUCGGAACAGUGUUACGAUGUUUAUCUGAAUUUGAGAGGGGAAAUCCACUACGGCUUCGGCGGAAAUCUGUGCAAGGCGCUGCGCGAUAAGGGAUUCAAGACUAUGAUGAGCGACGAGAGAAUGCAGAGUGGUACCCAAGAUUCACCCUUUCUUCUUAGGGCAAUCGAACAAUCUAGAAUCGCCAUCGUUGUUUUCUCCAAAGACUACCCACGUUACACUUGGUGUCUGGAGGAGCUUGUCAAGAUUGUCGAAUGCAUGGAGACCAAGAACCAACUGGUUUUCCCAAUCUUCUACAAAGUCAAACCCUACUACGUCAGGGAACAGAAGAAAUACUACUGCGAUGCCUUCGCCAAACACGACAAGAAGUUCGGGGAAAACUCCGAGAAAGUGCAGAAAUGGAGGUCUGCUUUGUCUCAUGUCGCCAAAUUGCAUGGACUCAUCGCUCGAUCUGGGUAUGAAUACGAGCAUGUUGAAAAGGUUGUGGAAAUGGUGACUCGAUCGUUGUUUCGGUACGAUAUUUUUAUCAAUUUUAGGGGAUUGGAUACUCGUUACUCCUUCACGGGUUUUCUGUAUCGAGCAUUGUCGCGAGAGAGAUUCAAAACCUUCAUGGAUGAUGAAGAGUUGGAAGACGGGGACAAAAUUUCAUCGUCUCUUAUUAAAGCUAUCGAAUCGUCGAGGCUAUCCAUAGUUGUUCUUUCUGAAAACUACGCAUAUUCCUCAUGGUGUCUUGCUGAACUUGACACCAUCAUGGAGUGUAAGAAGACAAAGAAUCAGUUGGUGUGGCCAAUAUUUUACAAAGUGGAACCCAACACUGUGAGGUAUCAAAAGAACAGUUAUGAAGAAGCCAUGGCUAAGCAUGAACAAAGAUAUGGAAGUGAGUGCAGUAAGGUGUUAAAAUGGCGACAGAAUUUGUCUGAAGUUGCUGGCUUGAAAGGAGUCUCCCUUCAACCUAAUCAGUAUGAAUUUAAAGUGGUGGAGGAGAUUGUGAAAAAAGCCAUUGAGAACGAUGAUGGAAGUUACUCCCGUAUAACAGGUCUUGACUACAGUCAAAUCAUGAACAAUGAUGAUGAAAAUGAGUUGGCUAAUCAGACGGUGGAUAAUAGAGAUUGCAUCUCUAUAUGUAGCCCUAGCUGGAAUGAACACACCACUAACAAUGAUGAUGAAGACUGUUUCUCUGCAUCAAGUGUGGGUUAGAAGGAAAAGUUCUUACUUCUUUUUAUAGUGCAAGGUUUCAUCUUAUGGUAAGUAAUAUAUAUAUAUAUAUAUAUAUAUAUAUAUAUAUAUAGUGUAUACUGAUAACAUUUUCUAAGAAAAGAGGUGUGCUACUGUGAGAGUGAGACAGGAGAGAUAUAUAUAGUGUCUGUGUAUAAUGAUAACAUUUUUUUUUGUAAAAGUAAAGAGUUGUGUUACUGCAUAUUUUUAGAUAAUAUUAGUUUCUAGCCGUUAAUCUUUAA
Molecule: messenger RNA, 1641 nt
Organism: Vigna unguiculata (cowpea)
Lineage: Eukaryota; Viridiplantae; Streptophyta; Magnoliopsida; Fabales; Fabaceae
Biological process (GO): signal transduction
Source: RefSeq, a predicted model, not a curated record